Molecule: messenger RNA, 1860 nt
Organism: Penicillium paradoxum
Lineage: Eukaryota; Fungi; Ascomycota; Eurotiomycetes; Eurotiales; Aspergillaceae
Product: MICOS complex subunit MIC60
Exons: 4
Coding region: 1-1860 (619 amino acids)
Biological process (GO): cristae formation
Cellular component (GO): MICOS complex
Source: RefSeq, a predicted model, not a curated record
AUGCUGCGCUCCUCGAUUGCUCCGGGUCGGCAAUUGCUGUCUAACCCUGUUCGCCAACGGAUCCCGUCGCAAUGGCUGUCUAGAGCCGGUGCGAGCAACCGGCUUGCAGGCCAGCGAUUCUUCGCCGAUUCUAAGCCUCCUACCACCGGUGGUCCGACACCAGCUUCCCCUUCCUCUGAGUCCAGUGUCCCUCCCGAGACCAUCUCCAAGGCCGCUGAACAAGAGUCCAAAAUUCCCCCCUCGCCUUCGGUCCCUGCUCCCCGCAAAUCCGGUCGUUUCCGCCGGUUCUUGAUCUACCUGAUCCUCACUUCCGGCCUAGCCUACGGUGGCAGCAUCUUCCUGGCUCUGAAGUCUGACAACUUCCAUGACUUCUUUACCGAAUACAUUCCAUACGGUGAAGAGAGUGUGCUUUACUUCGAGGAGCGCGACUUCUAUCGCCGCUUCCCCAAUGCUUCGAGACACCAGAACCGUCUCCCAGUCACCCCCCGCGAGGAGGGAAAGCCCGUCACAAUUCCUAGCAAGAGCGGACUGACUUGGAAGAUCGCUGAAGAAGAGAAGGCCGAAAAUGAUGCCAAGAAGGCAUCUGCCCAGGAGGCUCAAACCAAGUCCGAGGAUCGGAACGCUGCAAUCUUGAAGGCCAAGGAAGACAAGGCCGCGAAGCAGAGCCCUAAGGAAACUAAGCCUGAAUCUGAGAAGAAGGUCGUCUCCUUGGAUGAGCCUAGACAACCCGCUGUUUCUGCAAGCCCCAUUCCAUUGCUCCAGCUUCAGGAUGGUGAUGACUCCGUUGUCCAGCAUCUGGUCAACACCUUCAAUGACAUUGUCACUGUCAUCAGCGCUGAUGAGAACGUCAGCAAAUACUCCGCGCCUGUUGCCAAGGCCAAGGGCGAGCUGGAGAAGAUUGCUGCAAAGAUUGCUGCUAUUCGUAGCGAUGUUCAAACCACCGCCCAGGAUGAGAUCAAUAAGCUCCAUGCCACUUUUGAUGAGUCGGCACGGGAAUUGAUGCGCCAGUUUGAGGAAGUGCGCUCUAAUGAUGUUACCUCGUUCCGCGAGGAGUUCGAAGCCGAGCGCGAGAAGCUCGCUCUUGCAUACCAGCAGAAGCUCAGCAGUGAGCUCCGCCAUGCUCAGGAGCUCGCUGAGCAGCGUCUCCAGAAUGAACUUGUUGAGCAGGCUAUUGAGCUGAACCGCAAGUAUGUUCACCAGGUUCAGAGCCUGGUCGAGCGUGAGCGCGAGGGCCGCCUGAGCAAGUUGACCGAGCUCACUUCUGACGUCAAGGAGCUUGAGAAGCUGACUGCUGCAUGGAGCGAUGUCAUUGACACCAACCUCAAGACCCAGCAGCUUCAGGUCGCCCUGGACGCCGUUCGCACCGUUGUCGAGCGUACUGAGAUCCCUCAGCCGUUCAUCCGUGAGCUUGUUGCCGUGAAGGAGCUUGCUGCCGGUGACGCUGUUGUCGAGGCUGCCAUCGCUUCCAUUAACCCCACCGCUUACCAGCGUGGAAUCCCCUCUACCACCCAGAUCUUUGAGCGUUUCCGCCGAGUUGCAAGUGAAGUCCGCAAGGCUAGCCUGCUGCCCGAGGAUGCCGGUGUGGCUAGCCACGCCGCCAGCCUUGUCCUGAGCAAGGUCAUGUUCAAGAAGGAUGCUCUGUCCGAGGGUGAUGACGUGGAGAGCGUUUUGGUGCGCACCGAGAACUUGUUGCAACAGGGUGAUAUUGACGCCGCUGCUCGGGAGAUGAACACUCUCCAGGGCUGGGCCAAGAUUCUCAGCAAGGAUUGGUUGGGUGAUGUCCGCAAGGUUCUUGAAGUUAGACAGGCUCUCGAGGUUAUCGAGGCCGAGGCCCGCCUCCAGUGCUUGCGGGUUGAGUAA